GAGAAUGGGAUCAUCGUUGUUAGACAACCUGCCUGCAGAGAUAAAAACAUAUAUUUUCUAUCACAUUCCAGAUUUUCCCUCCCUCAAAUCCCUGGUUCUUUCCUCUCCCUCAUUCCACGCAAUCUAUCGAUCUCAACGAAAACACUUUUUAUCCACUGUGAUUCAGAGAUGCGUUCAACUGCCCGUCAUGGUCGAUGCCAUCGCUUUCCUGACUGCCUUACGAGGCCAACAAGAACGAACACGCCUCGUCAUUCCCCCUCGCAAAGCACUCGAUGACUUUUUAUCCCACUACCAUCUACUGCGUGCAGUACUUCAGGCACCAGUGUCCCUGAUCGAACACGAAUACAAGGGCCCGGAAGUGAAUACCUCCGAUGUUUUUCCAAAUCUGGCUGAAGAUGACUUGAUCGAGAUGGCUCACCUUCACCACAUUGUACUCUUCCUGACUUCUAAGAUGGCCAACGACUGUUGUCAACAUAGACCGAAUGCAGAAACUCUUGAUGAAGGUAGUAUAAUACUGGCACCAUCUGAAUCAUUCCGUAUCCAACGCGCUUUCUAUCGACUGGAGAUCUUCCGCCUGCUAUUUAACACUCAAGGUCUGGUGUUGAAUGAUGGGGAGCCAUUCUCAAAAGAAGAGGUUUUGAGUCCAUCAGACCAAUCCGAUCUAUUUCUUACGAUUUUCAGUCCAUGGGAGAUGGAAGAGAUUCAAUGCAUUCGAGAGUUCAUAUACCGGGUGUAUGAAACCCUUCCAGGGGCAUCCGACAUGGAAACUGAGUUUGAAAAGAAGCACUUUCCUGGUGCGAUCCCAGAUGAGUUUGUCAUUGAUGACCGCCAUAGAGAUUCAGAAUGGUCCGCGGUCAAGUGA
This is a messenger RNA of Aspergillus wentii DTO 134E9, 862 nucleotides long. RefSeq lists its product as uncharacterized. The record is from RefSeq and is a predicted model, not a curated record. Lineage: Eukaryota; Fungi; Ascomycota; Eurotiomycetes; Eurotiales; Aspergillaceae. The coding region runs from base 5 to 862 and encodes 285 amino acids. The transcript is spliced from 3 exons.